GCCCUAUCGUAGGUUUCACUUCUCGCGUUCUUCAUUUUUCUGCCGCCGCCUCUCUGCCCGGCAGCCGUCGCCUGAGUCGCACAGGGGCCGCCUCUCCUUCUCCCGCCCUGCGGUCGCUCCUUCCCCCGCCCAUCGGUCGCCGUUUCCUGAGUCGCACUGGGGCGGCCGCUCCGUCUCCCGCCCUGCGGGCGCCGCCGCAAGAUCUUGGACGGGCCCCAAGAUCUUCAACGGGGCAGCCGGCCAGCGCCGCCCGGCGGCCCUCUCUCUCCAUCGAAGGAUCUUCGGACGGCGGCCGAGAUCGGUUCCUCCGCGCGUCGUGGUUGAGAUCCCUCGCAUAGGAUAUCGGCAUGGCUGGCGAAGGCAUCUCGAUAGAUGAAUUUAUGGAGUACGACUCGAUGGUCAGGCAGACAUUUAAAAGUGAGAACGAAGCGUACAAGUUCUACUUAGGGUAUGCGAAGAACAAAGGGUUUGGUGUUAGAAAGGGCGAUCUGAAAUAUAAGGGAAACAAGGAAAAUGCAUACCGGAGGACGUUUGUGUGUUGCAAACAAGGAUAUCGUGACGUAAAGCACUUUGAUGAAACCGACAAGAAAAGGACGCCAAGGGCACUCUUUCGGUGUGGUUGUCCUGCUCUUUUGCAGGUUGAGCUUCAAGCAAGCACUGGAUUGUGGUUUGUAAAGAAUUUUGUUGACCAACAUAGCCAUCCAUUCAUAAAUCCUGAGUUGUCACCUUUCUUGUGGUCUCAUCGUGGCAUGACCGAUCCACAGAAGGCGGAUGUCAUUGAGUACUCGGUUGGUGGACUUCGCACACAUCAGAUAAUGGAUGUGAUGGAGAAGCAGGCUGGUGGUUUGGGCAAGGUUGGAUUUAUAUCUCGCGAUCUGUAUAACCAUGUCGCGUUGGAGAAGAAGAAAAAGAUAGAAGGUAGCGAUGCUCAAUUUAUGCUGAACUACAUGACAGCACAACAGAUGAAAGACCCAGAUUUUUUUACAGAUACACCACAGACAGUGAUGGGCAUCUGCAGAACAUAUUCUGGGCAGACGCCCAAUCUCGCUUGGACUAUGUUGAAUUUGGUGGUGUGGUGGUGUUUGACAGCACAUACCGGUCAAACAAAUAUAGGUUGCCGUUUGUUCCAUUUGUGGGACUGAACCAUCACCGCAGCACAGUCGUGUUUGGGGUUGGUCUUGUAUCCGACGAGUCGGCUAACUCAUAUGAGUGGCUGCUUCAGGUUUUUUUGGAGGCAAUGCACCAGAAGCAUCCCAUUUCAGCGAUCACAGACGGCUACGUUUCAAUGGCCAAAGCCAUAUCAUCAGUCUGGCCUAGCACAUAUCACCGUCUGUGCAGCUGGCAUAUCGAGCAGAAUAUGGUGCUUCACCUCCGAAAGGAAAAGCUUAAGGAAUUUAGGAAAUUUAUUUACUAUGCCAUGGAGGUUCAUGAGUUUGAGAGACGCUGGUUGGCUUAUAAGAAGAGAUUCAGAAUCACAAGGAAAAAGAAAGAUGCAUGGAUUCACAGGAUGUACGAGCUGAGAGAAAAGUGGUCUGUAGCAUAUAACAAGGGAAGGUAUUUCCUAGGGAUGUUGAGCAAUCAGAGGAGUGAGUCUCUAAACUCGAGGCUUCAUGUGCACCUGAAUAGGAGAAUGAAACUCGUUGAUCUCGUGCAACACGUUGAACACUGUGUGUCAGUUUUGCGUAGGAAUGAAGCAGCAUUGGACGACGUAGCUUCGCACACAAUCUCCUUCACUAGAUUGACUGCCGAUCCACUUGAGAUAAGUGCCUCAUCUAUUUAUACCCCUGUUAUGUUCAGUAAGGUAAAGGACGAGAUUGUCAACUUAUCAAGAUGGAAUGUUCUUGAGGUGGAAGAGGACACUGGUUUGGUUAGCUAUGGAGUUGCUCGCAAAGAGUCGGUGCACGUUAGGUUCCAUGUCACAUGUAUUUUUGAUGGAUCUAAGAUGGAAAGUGCAUAUUGUGGAUGUAGGAAGAUGGAAAGCGAGGAUUUUCCAUGUGCUCAUAUAUUUUGCGUUUUGAAGUAGAAUGGGAUAUGCACCAUCCCCGCAUGUUGUGUGAAGGCUAGAUGGACAAUGCAAGCCAAGCCUGCUUUCGGUUCUGUGAGGAGUGCCAAUACACAUGUAUGGUCAGAACAGAUGGAUAAGUACCAUGAACUGCGCAAUAUGGCUAGUGAGGCUUUAUUCACGGCCUCAGCUAGUGAAAUGCAGUCAGAAAAGGUGAUGGAGUACCUGAGGAGCAUAUUGGACGAGGGCAACAAAAAUGAUGGGAAUACUGGCACGCCAUCAUUUGUUCCUAUGCCGGCUUAUUUUUCUGGGGCGCGGCAAUGGUUUACAGAUCAAGUCCAAGACCCUAAACCAAUAAUAAAUCCCAAAGGCAGACCAGCCAAAGAAUCGAAUAAGAGGUUGAAGCCAUUCCUGGAGAAUUUGCAAGCAAAAAAGAAAACAUUGAAGAAAGUUCAUGGUCAGUUGAGUAGGGGAGGAAGAAAAAAGUGAACAAUACUGUAGAAGAAGCAGGAGAAGAAGAAGGAGGAGAAGAAGAAGAAGAAGAAGAAGAAGAAGAGGCGGCAGAAGAAGAGGAUCGUGCUAAGAAGAGGAAACCGGUGAAGUAAGUUUUAAAAAAAAUUCAUGUAUCUUGUCUACUGUACUUGUGCAAGUCGAACUGUUGUUGAAGCAUGGUAAUAUGUGCAAUUUAAACAAUGUUUUGCACUACACAGGAAAGCUUCAGCAAAGGUGACUGAAGUUAGUAUGAUGACUCGGGGGAGAAAGAGAAAAGAGAACAAUGACGAAGUGUGUGCUAAGAACAAAAGACCUUUCAAGUCGACCAUCGUCAACAUCCUGAAGAGAGAUGGCACAGUCCCGAAUUGUACCUUGGAUGUUUUAAGCGGCAAAUCAGGCACUAAAUGGGGAGAUAACUACCUUAAACAUGACAUGAUUUUCCUACCUUCAAAUAUUCCCAAGAACCACUGGUUCCUAGCUGUUGUCAACUCCCAAAAGAGGGAGAUUCAAAUUCUGGACUCACUCCAAUCACGCAACAACCGGAAAGAAGUAAUUGCUGCGCUUCUUGGAAUGGAAACACAUAUUGAUAUAGCAGUGAUGGAAAAUGGAAUGCAAGGAAGUAGAUGGCCGGACACUCAAGUGGCUUCGUGGCCUAUCAAAGACUAUGAAGUGCCACAGCAAACAGAUGGCUGUUCCUGUGCUCUCUGGGUGUUGAAAUUCAUCCAAUAUUGGACCGGAGUGAGAUUGUCGGCAAUAUUCAACCAGGAUGACAUAAGACAGUUCAGAAGAUGGCUUGCUGCUGCCUUGAUCAAUUCACCUCACAAUGAGUUGAAAGUUCGGAAGGCCAUACCAGCAGUUGAUUUACAAGAUGAUUUAGAAGAUCUCGACCUCGGAGGUGACGACGGACACAACGACAGCGGAGAUGUCUCAGGAGACGAUGGUUCCGCACUAUAGUUGUGUGCUGCUGGACUUAGGGUAGAGUUAAUAGGAUUGGGCGUGGUGUGGUUUUUGCCCCGUAGACGGUUUCCACACCGUUUUCAAUUUUAUUACUUUAUCUAUACAGCAGAGAUGUAUCAAACAAUUUUUUUGGUUGUGCUAUUUCAUAUAUACGGCAAAUUGCCGUACAUUACUAUUUUUAUCUGCAUUGAAUAUCUACAUUAAUUUUUAAUUAAAGUCUUUCAUGCACAAAA
Messenger RNA from Triticum aestivum (bread wheat), 3684 nucleotides. RefSeq lists its product as uncharacterized. Gene Ontology annotation, cellular component: nucleus. The transcript is spliced from 7 exons. The coding region runs from base 2744 to 3448 and encodes 234 amino acids. Gene Ontology annotation, molecular function: deSUMOylase activity. The record is from RefSeq and is a predicted model, not a curated record. Lineage: Eukaryota; Viridiplantae; Streptophyta; Magnoliopsida; Poales; Poaceae. Gene Ontology annotation, biological process: proteolysis; protein desumoylation.